GUCUGGAUAACCUCCUAAUCUCUCCCUUUCCCCGGUGUCCACCCCUUAGACUUUCCCGAAAGUGAGAUUCGACUGCUGUUCGGUUUUCCCUGCGAAUUGCCUGCCACCUUUCCCACCACCACCAAACCCCCCUCUGGCUCUCGACCACUCCAAACCUUUCACCGUCCUUAUUACCUGUAAUAGAGCUCAGCGAGCUCCCAGAUCUACCCAUUAUGGCUAACGACGAGUAUGAUUUCCUCUUCAAAGUUGUCCUCAUUGGAGACUCCGGUGUUGGAAAGUCCAACCUCUUGAGUCGUUUCACCCGCAACGAGUUCAACCUGGACUCCAAGUCCACCAUCGGCGUUGAAUUCGCGACCCGCUCCAUUCAGGUCGAUUCGAAGACAAUCAAGGCGCAAAUUUGGGAUACUGCUGGUCAGGAACGUUACCGUGCCAUCACCUCCGCUUACUAUCGUGGUGCCGUUGGCGCCCUGCUCGUCUACGAUAUCAGCAAGCACCAGACUUACGACAAUGUCAACCGGUGGCUGAAAGAGCUCCGCGACCAUGCUGACUCCAACAUCGUGAUCAUGCUGGUUGGUAACAAGAGCGAUUUGAGACACCUGCGCGCCGUGCCUACCGAAGAAGCCAAGCAAUUUGCCAGCGAGAACAACCUUUCUUUCAUUGAAACAUCCGCUCUUGAUGCAAGCAAUGUCGAGCUUGCUUUCCAGAAUAUCCUCACAGAAAUCUACCGCAUUGUCUCCAGCAAGGCUCUGGAGGGUGGUGACGCAGGCCAGACUGUCCUUGGCGACCGUCGCGAUAUGGUGAAGAUCGAGCAGUCGGACACCUCCGAGACCAAGCAGGGAUGCUGUUAAAGAAACCAUGAUAUCGGGGGAACGUGUGACAUGCCAACCGGAACGAUUUUAUUUUUGUGAUGUGAUACUUGAACGGUCUUGAGCUCUCUUUCUGUCUGUUUCUUAGCCUCCUGGAGAUGAUACACAAGACUGAAUGGCACUUGGGGUUAUGGACAUGAUAUGGCGGUGUUUGCUGGACAUCACAAUACUCCCGACACCUUGUUUCUGUCACCUUUUACGUCUUCGACUUUUAUUAUUUUUUUUCUUUUUUUUCUUUUUUUGUUUGGUUUGGUGGUUCGACCUGAUGCUUUUUUUUCUAUACUCUAAAGAUGACGAAAUUGAUCAUUCUUUUGAAUUUCCCUUGCCUCUGUCCCUUGCAUGAAUAUAUGUCCC
This is a messenger RNA of Aspergillus saccharolyticus JOP 1030-1, 1220 nucleotides long. Its product is annotated as Rab family GTPase. Gene Ontology annotation, biological process: exocytosis. The transcript has 6 exons. Gene Ontology annotation, cellular component: recycling endosome. The record is from RefSeq and is a predicted model, not a curated record. NCBI's taxonomy places the organism in Eukaryota, Fungi, Ascomycota, Eurotiomycetes, Eurotiales, Aspergillaceae. The coding region runs from base 213 to 848 and encodes 211 amino acids. Gene Ontology annotation, molecular function: GTP binding; GTPase activity.